AUGGCACCUUUUGUCGACGCAGAAGAAGCUGCGCGGGGGCUUGAAACGUUUCUUGCGUGGUGCUAUGAGCGUUGCCACAAGACUGAGCAGUACGAGACAUGGUCUUACCUGGAGAGUAUCGCCAACGAUUUCGGCUUGUCACUCCAACGAUUCAAGAAGUCGUCGGGCUUCCUCGCUUGGCUGGAGGAGAUGGAGGCCGGCAAAGUCCUUGUGUUGGCAGACUGGCGCGAAGCAAAGCCUCUCGCUGAGGGGCUUGAUGUCUUGGCAGCUCAAGGCAAGCUACUCCAGGUCCGGAUGUGUAUCCUUGCUGCAUCAGACAAGAUCUAUAGUCGUGCUUCAGAGUGGGCGGGAAUCGUUCGACAGGGUGGUGGCAGGGAGACUGUCGUGUUGCGCGGCUUCUCGCAUGAAGGCAUUGAGGACUUCAUCGCGCCAAGCAUCGCAGAGGUUGGACCACUCCGAAAAUGGAGGAACAAACUCGCCACUUCCAGCCCCAUGUCGUGUGCCCAGGAUGUUGGCACGACUUCAGUUCAGACGCUUCCUGAAGUUGCACCAGGCACAUUUGAUGUCGCUGCCGGGCUGGCUACACCUUUCUGCAUCAACUUGUCCUUUUCGGCCUUGGCACGGACAUUGCAGGACCCACAGAAGGCAACAAAGCUAGAGGAGAUGAUUCGGUGCACCAUGUGGCAGCAGCGCUAUGAGGAUUGA
Messenger RNA from Symbiodinium natans, 705 nucleotides. The record is from the annotation of a GenBank genome assembly. Lineage: Eukaryota; Dinophyceae; Suessiales; Symbiodiniaceae.